Fusarium verticillioides 7600 is the source of this 2109-nucleotide messenger RNA. RefSeq names its product DnaJ like subfamily B member 4. The transcript has 3 exons. The record is from RefSeq and is a predicted model, not a curated record. The coding region runs from base 493 to 1599 and encodes 368 amino acids. Gene Ontology annotation, biological process: translational initiation. Gene Ontology annotation, cellular component: cytosol. Gene Ontology annotation, molecular function: protein-folding chaperone binding. Lineage: Eukaryota; Fungi; Ascomycota; Sordariomycetes; Hypocreales; Nectriaceae.
GCCAGCCUCUAUUCCAUAUCAAGUUCCUUUCACAUUGCGGUGUCUUUUUCCCCCUACACUUUAGAAGCUUCCACAAGGUCCCAUGCCCCAGUAUUUCCCAGCAGUGACUGCUGGAGAUUGUCAUGGUAGCAUGGCGUAGUGCUUUCUCGACCUUGACUCUGCAGCGUCACUGGACUGAUCUUUUAAUCCUCACCUGCGGAUUCCCACUCCAUCUUUUCCAUGUAAACUCACUCUUGCACCAAAACAUCCCCUCUCUUUAACCUCACUCACAUCACAUCACCUCAUUCAACCUCUUCUCAUCAUACUGAAGCGCACUUUUGGUGUUUGUUUUUCACUGUUUCAACAGACGAUCAACAAUAAGCAAUCCCUGACAUUGCCACCCAUUUCUUCUUGUUAUUCUCUCUCUUUAUCGAACCCAUUUGGCUCGUCAAAAUUUAACCAUAUCGCACACCUAAAUCACCUUGAGAAACACAACUUUUAACACGCGCGAUCAUGGUCAAGGAGACAAAGCUCUACGACACCCUCAACGUCAAGCCUGAGGCAACUCAGGACGAGAUCAAGAAGGGAUACAAGAAAGCAGCCUUGAAAUGGCACCCAGACAAGAACAAGGAUAGCCCCGAUGCGGCUGAAAAGUUUAAAGAAUGCUCACAAGCAUACGAAAUUCUUUCCGAUCCCGAGAAACGAAAGAUAUAUGAUCAGUACGGCCUCGAAUUCCUACUCCGCGGCGGUACCGCACAGCCCGAAGGUGGUGCCGGUGGAAAUCCCUUCGCCGCUGGAGGCAUGCCUGGCGGUUUCGAAGGCUUCAACUUCCAAGGUGGUAUGCCCGGUGGAGGCGGCACCCGAACCUUCCACUUCAAUACCGGCAGCGGUGCUGGCGGUUUUGGCUUCAGCAACCCCGAAGAUAUCUUUGCCGAGUUCAUGCGUAACGGAUCUGCUGGCGGUAUGCACGGUGGCGACGACGACGACAUCGCUGGCAUGUUUGGCGGAUUUGGCGGUGCUGGUCCUCGAAGCCGCAGUUCACGCACGCGAUCAGGCUUCGAGCCUCGACCUAGAGAAGCAACUCCUGAAGUUACCACAGUUGAGCGACCCCUACCCCUGACGCUUGAAGAGCUCUUCAACGGUGUGACCAAGAAGAUGAAGAUUAAGCGCAAGACUUACGAUGAGACCGGAAAGAGAGUCCAGACCGACCAGAUCCUUGAAGUCCCUAUCAAACCAGGUCUGAAGAAGGGUUCCAAGAUCAAGUUCAAUGGAGUCGGCGAUCAGGUAGAGGGAGGCCGCCAAGAUCUUCACUUUAUUGUCGAAGAGAAGGAACAUCCUCUCUACAAGCGCGAGGAUAACGAUCUUGUCCAUGUGGUAACCCUUGAUCUCAAGGAGGCCUUGACCGGCUGGCGAAGGACAGUGACAACGAUCGACGGCCGGCAGCUCAACCUCGAGAAGGGAGGCCCUACUCAGCCCAACAGCGAGGAACGGUAUCCUGGCCUGGGUAUGCCCAUCUCUAAAAAGCCUGGCCAGCGAGGCGACUUCGUCAUCAAGUACAAGAUCAACUUCCCAGCAAGUUUGACGGCCGAUCAGAAGCAGAAGCUCAGGGAGAUUCUGUAAAGAGGCGCUGUUGUCGAACCUAUUUGCAACUCUUGUCGCAUACUAGACGUUCGCCUGGGGAAAGUUUUCAACCUCGGCAGCAUCGGAACCCGGUUAGGAAGAUUUGCAAUACAUUCAAAUGGUGUUUUGGCGUUUGGGAUUCUAAUGAAUAAUGAAAAGUGUGCAAGUUCGAUGGCACGAGCCUUAGUAUGGAAGACCAGGCUUGGUUGCCCAGAGUACACAAGCGAAAGGAGAAUGAUAGGAAGUUGAUUAGCACAUGGUGUUUUUUGAUAUCCAUUUGACGGCUGUUCUAAUUUGGUGUCUUGAAAGAAACGAUGUCAUAUAUAGCUGUCUCCUAAUAGUACGACAGAUUCAAGAUCGAAAGAGAGUGAUUUGCUGAAUUAAAACUAUCCAUAUGAGGUAAAAACAGCUCAUCUGGUAUGUAUGAUCGCGAUUUGGGAGGGUAAAUACUUUUCGUAUCGCUCAAUAUGGGAUGUUUACAAAUCCCGCAACUGGGAGAGGAAAGGAGCC